Messenger RNA from Pseudocercospora fijiensis CIRAD86, 1184 nucleotides. RefSeq lists its product as uncharacterized. Lineage: Eukaryota; Fungi; Ascomycota; Dothideomycetes; Mycosphaerellales; Mycosphaerellaceae. The record is from RefSeq and is a predicted model, not a curated record. The transcript has 2 exons. Bases 523 to 849 code for a protein of 108 amino acids.
CCGGACGCCGUCGCAUCUAGAGCUUGUUCGAUGUUCCUCGGGUUCCCUGCAGCGUCGCAUCUAGAGCUUGUUCGAUGUUCCUCGGGUUCCCUGUAGCGGCACGUAAACGACACGGACACGGACUGUGCCCCUCAAGGGUUGGACAAACAUUCUGCUGGCCAAGGGAAUCGCGCUUGCACAAUAAGUUGCUGGGGAUCCCUAUUGCUGCUCAUCAUCCGAAGAUAAGGACAGACGAGCACCAGUCUGCGAUAUCUUCUGCUGCUCAACUGGUAGCAGCGCUUGAAUUCUUCGCUCAUCAUGAAGUGCGCUUCGGCUGUCGCAGCUUGCUUGAUCUUCGUCGCUCACGUUGCGGGCCUACCCUCUAAAAACAUUUCUCCCCGAUUCGCAACCGACGGCUCCCCUCGAUUCGAAUGCUAUGAGAUCACUUGUAACCCGAUGGGAGAUGGCGACACGCAAUGCAUCGAAUGGGAAUUUUGUGGUGGUGGCUGCUCCAAUACCUCCUCCACGUGUUUGGACUGAAGAAUGAGGAGCGUGUCAUCCGUAAAGAGGGCAUCAUGGUCACGCGUCAAAUCGAAAUCGGUACACGCCGUUUCCACCAACACCGAGGCGACUUCCCUCUACGAACCAAUCCACGCCAUCAAGAGCUCGGCAUUCCAGGCGCAUACCAGAACCCACGCACACACAGCAGGGAGCAGUGAUGUCUUUGACACGCCUGUCAGACUAUUGAAGAAAGAGACCAGGUCGUUGUUAUUGCACGAGAGAUUCGUACAUACAUCCUAUGGAAUAUCGACAGGGAUAUCAAUGAAAUCAGUCUGUGAAAGUUUAGAGGCUGGGCACAGUACCCAUUGAAUGCAUAUUCGAAACGUGAGUAUCACGUUUGAACCAACCCAAGAUGGAGAUUUUGACGAGUCUACACAUCUCACUGCAUGAGCCAGACAGGCUCCUCUAGAUGGGCAGAGGCUGUCGACCCGGAUUGCAUGCCCAGGCGACAACCAAACAGGUGCAAUGACGCGCCGCAAAGGUACACGCGUGGAAUCGCCACGCGUCCGUCGGAGUGAAUCGAUCUUGCAUUGGUCGUGAAAUGCUGCCGAGAACUAAAGAACUACCUCACAUCUAGAGUCUACUUACGACCUAUUCAAACCCAAACUUCGAUGCUCGCAACGAUUUCAACGAGACGUCUGCUC